CUCGGGUCCAUUCCAACAGAGAGCAACACAAUCCAAUCUUCUGCCGUCCCGUGCUCGUAGUUGGUGGAGUAGGGUUUUAGCCAUGGCGUGGAGCGCCGCCGCCGCCGUCUCCAGGUUCGCCGCCUCCCCGGCCGCCGAGAUCCGCCUGCCCUUCUCAGCAGCUGCCGCCGCCUCCGUCUCCUUCGCCGGCCGCCGCCGCUUCGGCCCCGUCGCCGCGUCCCUCGCCACCUCCGCCACCGUUCAAAAGGAGGCUGUUCAGACGGAGAAGGCACCAGCAGCACUAGGCCCCUACUCCCAGGCGAUAAAAGCAAACAAUCUUGUGUUUGUCUCGGGCGUUCUUGGCCUAAAUCCUGAGACAGGGAAGUUUGUCUCUGAAAGCGUGGAGGAGCAAACUGAGCAGGUUAUGAAGAACAUGGGUGAAAUAUUGAAAGCAAGUGGUGCUAGCUACUCAUCAGUUGUCAAGACAACAAUCAUGUUAGCCGACCUACAGGAUUUCAAGUACGUGAACGAGAUUUAUGCUAAAUAUUUUCCAGCCCCUGCACCGGCGCGCUCGACCUACCAAGUCGCAGCUCUGCCACUGAACGCCAGGAUUGAGAUCGAGUGCAUUGCUGCCCUCUAGUUACCUCGCGGCUGACCAUCAAAAACCUCAAUAAGCGUUCCAUGCCCGUUGCAGCUGGCCACUACUAUUCUGUAGUGCACUACAUGACACUGUAAUCCAAUUAAGGUCUUGAACUGCGUGUGAUCGGUGUACUGUCUCUCAUCGUUUGGUCGCGGGGUAUUUCUCCCUGUCCAAUCUUAUGCCUCGUCGUAUAAGGAAACGUGAAAUUAAAAUGGUCAAAUUGAGCGUAUGAAUUAGCCCAUACUCUUUCUCCA
Messenger RNA from Triticum dicoccoides, 873 nucleotides. Its product is annotated as reactive Intermediate Deaminase A, chloroplastic-like. Gene Ontology annotation, cellular component: mitochondrion; cytosol. NCBI's taxonomy places the organism in Eukaryota, Viridiplantae, Streptophyta, Magnoliopsida, Poales, Poaceae. The record is from RefSeq and is a predicted model, not a curated record. Bases 83 to 619 code for a protein of 178 amino acids. Gene Ontology annotation, molecular function: deaminase activity. The transcript is spliced from 6 exons.